AUUCACUCUUUCUGUUCAUCAUAAUAAACCCAAUUUCAAGCCACCUCACCUGCUUUUCUUUAAGGCAAACCCAUCAUCAUCUUGUGAUCAAAAACCCUUUUUUUCUGCAUUUCGAUUUCCAUUUUUGUUUCUGUUAAUGGGUCUCUCUCUUUGGGCUCUCUCCAUGUCGGCAUAAAGAGAGAAUCCCCUUUUUGAGACUAUCAAAUUGCAAGAGAUCACCAUAUCUGGAGAAAACCCCUCUUUCUUUUCUUCAUCUCCUUUUUUGUUUAGAGUAAAAAGAGGAAUUGGGUUUGCUUCGUUUAUCAGCAAUUCAUUUUCUUCAUAAAAUAUUUCAUUUUGUUUUCCUUUCUUGAUAAAAAGAUUUAAUCCUUUUUUUUCCUUUCUUGAUAGAUAUUCACCCUUUUUUCCCUUCUGGGUUUCUGAGUGGUGAGGGUUUUUGAUUUCAUUGUUUCAUUUUCUUUAUUAAAUUCAAUCUUUUUUUCUUUUCUGGGUUUUUGUCGGAGGUCGGGUUUUGGGUUCCAUGGCUGCUGGUCCUGAAAUUUCUGGUGAAGAAUCAACAACUGUGGCUGCUCCUCCUCCUCCUCCUCCUGCUGUUGUUCGUCAAUCUUCACCCAAAACCGAUGUUACUGAGGUUAAGAUCAACGAGAGUGAGAAUAUCAAUGUUGCUAAUCCCGAUGAUGAUGAUGAUGAUGAUGUUGUGAAUGAUGUCGAGUCCAAAAAGGGGUCUGAUUCUGAUCCAAAAUCAGAAAUGAAAAUGCAAGAUAUUGUUGAUAUGUUGUCGACUUUGAAGUUGAAUCCCAUGGCUAAGGAAUUCUUUCCUUCUUCAUACUCCCCAAUUUAUCGCAACGAUGAUCAGCCUGAGCUAAACCUCAAUUUCUUUACCCCUGCUUAUUAUACGAAUUCUACAGGGGAUGGGAUUGAAGGGUACCCUAAUAACCGCAGGAGGAGAAAUACGUAUAGCCAGGGCAGAAGAAGGUUGAAUGGGAGAGCUUUCAGAGCUCAGAGAGAAGAUAGCAUUAGGAGAACUGUGUAUGUUUCUGACAUUGAUCAUAAUGUCACCGAAGAGCGACUUGCCGCUCUGUUUAGCGCCUAUGGGCAAGUUUUGGACUGUCGAGUUUGUGGCGAUCCACAUUCACGUCUCCGUUUUGCAUUUGUAGAGUUUGCUGAUGAGAAUUCUGCAAGAGCAGCUCUUAACCUUUGUGGCAUAAUGCUGGGCUUCUCUCAAGUUAGGGUCUUGCCUUCAAAAACUGCCAUUCUUCCUGUGAAUCCAACUUUCCUUCCCCGGUCAGAGGAUGAGAAGGAGAUGUGCGCAAGGACAGUCUACUGUACAAAUAUAGACAAAAAGGUUUCUCAAGCUGAGGUGAAGAAUUUCUUUGAAGCAAGAUGUGGCGAGGUUUCUCGCAUCAGGCUUUUGGGAGAUCAUGUUCAUUCAACGCGUAUUGCGUUCGUUGAAUUUGUGAUGGCAGAGAGUGCAAUUAUGGCAUUGGAUUGCUGUGGACAGACACUGGGAAGCCAACCAAUCAGGGUGAGUCCUUCCAAGACACCGGUGAGGCCUCGAGUGGCUCGUUCUCUUCCAACCAACUAAUCAGAGAUCCGUAACGUAUGCAUCCAUGAGAAGCUCUCUGUCGGAUAUUUUUGUUUCGUUCUUUUUCGCUAUUAUGUACUAGUUAUGAGAUGACAGACAGCUUCUAUUAAUUUGAAGCUUUGGAUCCAAUCCAAUCCUUUAUUUGGCAACUUGUUUUUGGUUAAUUCCAUGAGGUUCCUUUGAUUCUAA
This is a messenger RNA of Cynara cardunculus var. scolymus (artichoke), 1774 nucleotides long. Its product is annotated as polyadenylate-binding protein-interacting protein 9-like. Lineage: Eukaryota; Viridiplantae; Streptophyta; Magnoliopsida; Asterales; Asteraceae. The record is from RefSeq and is a predicted model, not a curated record. The coding region runs from base 521 to 1585 and encodes 354 amino acids. Gene Ontology annotation, molecular function: RNA binding. The transcript is spliced from 10 exons.